Molecule: messenger RNA, 1258 nt
Organism: Uranotaenia lowii
Lineage: Eukaryota; Metazoa; Arthropoda; Insecta; Diptera; Culicidae
Product: homeobox protein MSX-2
Exons: 3
Coding region: 178-1092 (304 amino acids)
Biological process (GO): regulation of DNA-templated transcription
Molecular function (GO): DNA binding; DNA-binding transcription factor activity, RNA polymerase II-specific
Source: RefSeq, a predicted model, not a curated record
GGCGAGAGGUUUAAAUUGUGGCCGACUUGGCUGCGGUGUGGAUUAACGAGCGAGAGCUGGUUUAGUCCCUCGCGGAAUCUCGUUGCGGAUGGUUUAACGUUUGAAAUAGUUCGGUCGGAGGAUGAUCCGGUAGCCUACCUAGAUUGUUUUGCUGAGCUUCGGAAAACAACAGAAAACAUGGAUCUCGAAAUCGAUGUAAUUAGUGACAGUGACGAAGGAGGAUCAACAACAAGUGGGUGUGAACAGAAUAAUGAGUUGAAACAAUACUCAACGAGCGAUCUUCAAAUUAGCACUAGCAGCAGCAAAUGCAAUCGGCAGCAGAAAUUUAUGGGUGGACAUCAAACUUACCAUGGAACGAAACUUGCCGGCGUAAAACGGAAAGCAUUUUCCAUCAACGACAUCUUGGGGCUGAACAGUGAUGCCAGUGGCACAGGUGCGACGGAUGACACCGCACAUCUCCCUUCGAUUGAGGAUUGUUCCAGCAGCCGGGGGGAAUUGUACUCGACGAAAAUGACAGGUUGUGAUCUUGGUUCAAUCGUUGCCUCUAACUUCCUUUUCACCGGAGGAGGAGCUUGGAUACAUCAUCACGGGCACGGAAGCCCGCUAGAUCCCAGUUCGGAUCCUUACAGUGGCCUCGGUGGCUAUUCCAGCGAUCUUUACCCAAAAAUGAGCACCAAGCGACGGAAACAGGGAACCGAUAGAAAACCUCGUCAAGCAUACAGCGCAAAGCAAUUGGAAAGGCUGGAAACCGAAUUCAAGCAGGACAAGUAUCUCUCGGUGAGCAAACGGCUGGAGCUGUCCAAGUCGCUGAACCUAACGGAGGUCCAGAUCAAGACGUGGUUCCAGAAUCGGCGCACCAAGUGGAAGAAACAGCUCACCUCGCGGCUCAAAAUCGCCCAUCGCCAGGGACUCUAUGCGGCAGCAGCAGCGGCCGCAGCUGCCGCCUCGGGACACUACCCGAUGCCACCGGGAUUUUCGUUUAUUCCCGGCGGCACUAGUACUAGUGCCGCCAGCUAUUUUCCUCCACCCGUACUAAACUUUAGCAUAUCCGAUUCGACUGACCGGAGCAAACUCAGGCUCACCAGUGAUUGAUUCUUUAUUAGGUUUGUUAGUAGGACAUUGUCAAUAAAAUAGCGAACUAGGCUGUAAGCUGUUGUUUAAGUUACUUAAAAAGUUUUAUUAGUGUUUUUUUUUUUGCUUUACUCUUACAGCUCUUACAACUAGUUAACAUUUUUGUGUGUUUUUUGACUGGUUCCAU